Trichosurus vulpecula (common brushtail) is the source of this 2143-nucleotide messenger RNA. Its product is annotated as rho GTPase-activating protein 8-like. Gene Ontology annotation, biological process: TORC2 signaling; small GTPase-mediated signal transduction; negative regulation of endocytic recycling. The transcript has 15 exons. Bases 96 to 1658 code for a protein of 520 amino acids. Lineage: Eukaryota; Metazoa; Chordata; Mammalia; Diprotodontia; Phalangeridae. Gene Ontology annotation, molecular function: GTPase activator activity. The record is from RefSeq and is a predicted model, not a curated record. Gene Ontology annotation, cellular component: cytoplasm; TORC2 complex.
CUGUCCCUGCCUCUCCUUGUGGAGCGAGAGCCUCAGAGGCAGCGGCAUUCUCCCUAGGCACGUGGGGGUGGAGACUCCCCUCAACAGCUCUGACCAUGAGGACUCUCCGCAGGUUGAAGUUCAUGAGUUCGCCCAGCCUCAGUGAUCUGGGCAAGAGAGAGCAGGCAGCCUUGGAUGAGAGAGGGGCCCAGCAGCGCCAGGCCUGCUCCAACGCCACUUGGAACAGCAUCCACAAUGGAGUGAUUGCUGUGUUCCAAAGGAAAGGCCUUCCAGAUCACCAGCUGUUCCACCUGAACGAGGGUGUCAGGCAGCUGCUGAAAACCGAGCUGGGCUCUUUCUUUACCGAAUAUCUGCAGAAUCAGCUCCUAACCAAAGGCAUGGUGAUUCUCCGGGACAAGAUUCGAUUCUACGAAGAAUUACAGAAGGAGGAAGAGGAAGCCACCACAUUAGGAGCGCCAAGGAUGUCGCUUGCGCCCAUCCCAGCCUGUGAAGACUCAACACUGGGCAUGGACCAUCCGUACUAUGAUGUGGCCAGGCAUGGAAUCCUCCAGUUAGCAGGGGAUGACAACUCAGGAAGACGAGUAAUCACCUUCAGCUGCUGCCGAAUGCCCCCCUCUCACGAGCUCAACCACAGCCGCCUCCUGGGGUACCUGAAGUAUACCCUUGACCAGUAUGUAGAGAAUGACUACACCAUCAUCUACUUCCACUAUGGACUGACCAGCAGAAACAAGCCGUCUUUGAGCUGGCUUCAAAGCGCCUACAAAGAAUUCGGCCGGAAGUACAAGAAAAACCUGAAAGCCCUUUAUGUUGUGCAUCCUACCAGCUUCAUCAAGAUCCUGUGGACCAUUUUCAAGCCCCUCAUCAGCCACAAGUUUGGGAAAAAGGUGACAUAUUUCAACUACUUAAGUGAGUUAAGGGCACAUCUCAAGUAUGACCAGCUGAUGAUCCCUCCAGAGGUUAUUCGGCAUGAUGAAAAGCUGCAGAAUAUGAAGCUGGGCCGCCCACCGCCCUUGGUGAAGACACCGCCACCCCGCCCUCCACUGCCCACACAACAGUUUGGUGUUAGCCUGAAAUACAUCAAAGACAAAAACAAAGGUGAGCUCAUCCCGCCAGUCAUGAAGGAGACGGUGACCUACCUGAAGGACAAAGGCCUCCGCUCUGAGGGCCUUUUCCGUCGGUCAGCCAAUGUUCAGACUAUCAAAGAGAUCCAGAGACUGUAUAACCAAGGAAAGCCUGUGAAUUUCGAUGACUAUGGUGAUAUCCACAUCCCAGCUGUCAUCCUGAAGACAUUCCUUCGAGAGCUGCCACAGCCACUGCUGACCUUCGAAGCAUAUGAGCAGAUUCUGGCCAUCACCAGUGUAGAGAGCAGCCUGCGGGUGACCCGUUGCAAGGAGAUUGUCAGGGGCCUUCCAGAGCAUAAUUAUGCUGUUCUCAAAUACCUCAUGAGCUUCCUGCACAUGGUAUCCCAGGAGUGCAUCUUUAACAAAAUGACAGGCUCCAACCUGGCCUGUGUCUUUGGGCUGAACUUAAUCCGGCCAUCCAAUGGACCCUCGUCCCUCAAUGCCCUGGUGCCUCUCAACCUGUUCACAGAAUUGAUGAUUGAUUUCUAUGAGAACAUCUUCAGCUCUCAGGUGGUGCCUUGUGGGACCUCACCAUAGGCUACAGGAGGAAAUAGUUGGAUUCAGUGGUUUCUAAGCUCCCUUCUAGCUCCAUUAUGAUGGUCUGAAUUUAAAGGCUCUUCCCAUCUCUGAGGUUCUCUGUUCUAGGUCUUGUGUUCUCUGUUUUAAGCCCUGCCCCCAGCUCUGACAUCCCAUGUUCUAGGGACCCACUCAAUUUUAACAUUCUAUGUUAGAUGUUCUAACAUUCCUCCCAGUUCUGAUGUUACAUACAUCUGUAGAACAUCAUGUCUUCUCCCAGGCAAACUAUCAUCUGAGCCUUGUUGAAGUAGCUGCAUUAUGUCCCUAUUCACAUCCCAUUCACACCACAAGACCAGCCAUAUUGGAAAAUUUAUUUGAAGGUUGGGACACAUUUACAUAUGUUGCUGUACUCAUUUUCCCUUUGGGGAACUGUAUAUAAUCACGUCAGCUUUCUGUCUGUCUGAAAAAAACCAAUCACCAAAGGUAUUAAAUGUCUUAAGGAUUUA